AUGGUUGAUUAUAGUAAAUGGGACGCCUUGGAGCUCAGCGACGACUCCGAUAUCGAGGUGCACCCAAAUGUCGACAAACGGUCCUUUAUACGGGCGAAGCAAAGCCAGAUACACAUGGAGCGGGAGCAACGAAAGCGGCAGAUACAGGCCCUCAAAUAUGAGCAUGUUAUCAAUGAUACCCUAAUUCAACGUCUCCGCGUCCUGACCUCGGCCCUGCAAUCCCGACAUGCCGGCUCUGCCCAAGUCAAUAUGAACCCGGCCGACAUUGCAUUCCAAGUUAUGAUGCAGUUGGCGGCGACCAAACCUGAGGAAGAUAGUCCCCCGCCGCGACCAGAAGGCAUAUUCGACUCGCCAUCUCUUCCAACUUAUUCAAAGAUGCUCGCGAGCCUUUUAGACGACGUGAACAAGACUCUAGAUGAGAGAGGAAUAGAAAAGGAACAGCGUCAUGAUGCCUUUGCUCAGGGACUUAAUGUACAUGUCCAGAAAAUCCAAGACCUUCAGACAGAACUCGUCAAGAAGCUCGAUGCGCUUGAGCAACAGGAUUCCAAGAAAAUCACUAGUGAAGGCUACCACGUCGGGUUCGACAGCUCGCACGUCAGUAAGACCAAACCCGGAGAGACAUCGAAACAGGAGACCAAAAUGGAACUGCUGAACCCGAACUACAGCCCGGAUGAGACCAAGCUGGACUCUCACAAGAACGCUACCACCGACGACUCUGAAGACCCUGAUAGUGAGCAAAAGACCCGCGCAUCUCCAGCAGCCAAGAUCUUCGCCCAAAUCCCAGCAUCCGACUACCGCGCCAGCCGCGACUAUCUCCAUUCACACCCAGAAAUCCUGCAGCAAGAAUCAGAAAUCGACGGGCUCCUCAUCGAAGCCUAUUACGCGAUGCUGAACCAAAACGACGAGAAGCAGGCCCGCCAGUACGUACACCAAGCCACACUACUAGAAUCCUGCCGCAUGCUCGGGCGCGACGGCGCCGCACUGUUCUUCAAACGCGUCACGACGCCAGGCCACCAGGCGCGCGAGCUGUUUGAAAAGAACGUGGCCGAGAGGUUCCAGCAAACCCGCGCCAUGGCCAGGCGGGACUCCAAGCAGCAGAAGAAGGAGGAUGAGGGUGUUGAGCAGGUGCAGUUGUAUCCGUCAGGCGAGGGCGGUUCGAUCCGGAUUCGGGUUCCACCGGCUGGGGGUGAGGAUGAGGAGGUGAGAAAGGCGAGGGAGGUUUUUGAGCAGUUCUCUCCGGAGAUGAGAGCAGCGCUGGAGAGUGGGUCGUUGGAAGAGGUUAAUAAGGUCUUGGGUGAGAUGGCUGUUUCGGAAGCUGAGAAGACGGCGACCCUUCUUGAUGAGGCCGGCUGUCUGAGCAUUGAAAACGAGAUCAUCGAUGCCACAACGGAAGAAGGAAAGAGGUAUCUAUGGGAGAUGGGGGGGGCUGAUGGGGACAGAUUGUAA
Molecule: messenger RNA, 1446 nt
Organism: Chaetomium fimeti
Lineage: Eukaryota; Fungi; Ascomycota; Sordariomycetes; Sordariales; Chaetomiaceae
Product: Cdc37 N terminal kinase binding-domain-containing protein
Exons: 3
Coding region: 1-1446 (481 amino acids)
Biological process (GO): protein stabilization; protein folding
Cellular component (GO): cytoplasm
Molecular function (GO): heat shock protein binding; protein kinase binding; protein-folding chaperone binding
Source: RefSeq, a predicted model, not a curated record